Molecule: messenger RNA, 1035 nt
Organism: Cyclopterus lumpus (lumpfish)
Lineage: Eukaryota; Metazoa; Chordata; Actinopteri; Perciformes; Cyclopteridae
Gene: fmodb
Product: fibromodulin b
Exons: 2
Coding region: 1-1035 (344 amino acids)
Molecular function (GO): protein binding
Source: RefSeq, a predicted model, not a curated record
AUGUGGACUGGCGUGCUCCUCAUCACUAUGGGAAUAGUGGAUUUAAGCAUCAGCCAGCAUUACAGCCAGUUCCAGUGGCUGUCCCGCCUGCGCCGGCGGCAGCGGCAGCGACACGCCGAGGACGCGGACUGCCCCCUGGAGUGCGACUGCCCCUCGAGCUUCCCCACGGCCAUGUACUGCAACGGCCGCAACCUCCAGCAUGUCCCCUACGUCCCGUCGCACGUCAAGUACGUCUACCUGCAGCGUAACCAGAUCGCCGGCAUCCAGGACGGGGUGUUCGACAACGCCACCGACUUGGUCUGGGUCGUGCUGUUUCACAACCGGCUCGACUCGGGCAAGAUCGGCUCGAACGUCUUCGGCAAGCUCCGCAACCUGGUCCGGCUCCUCUUGGAUCACAACCGGCUCACGCGAGUGCCCCCAAACUUGCCGAGGUCCAUCACAGACCUGCGACUCGGCCACAACGAGAUCUCGAAGGUCCUCCCCGACUCGUUCGAGGGGAUGGCCGACCUCGGCACCCUUCAGCUCCGAGGAAAUAUCAUAGAGGACGCCGGAGGUGUGUUCAAGGGACUGAAGUCUCUGACCGUGCUGGAUAUGAGGGAAAACCGUCUGAGGAAGAUCCCCGACAACCUCCCGGAGAGGCUGCAGCAGCUCUACCUGGAGUUCAACGACAUAGAGAGCGUGCCGGCGGGCUUUCUCACCACGAACCCCAAACUGCAGUUCGUCCGCUUGGCUCAUAACCAGCUGACAGAUGAAGGACUUCCAUCCAAUGUUUUCAACGUCAGCACGCUGGUUGAGCUCGACCUUUCGUUCAAUAAACUGGAGAAGAUCCCCGUUGUCAGUAGGAACCUGGAGAACCUUUAUUUACAUGCCAAUAAGAUCAAAGAGUUCUCCUUGAGCAGCUUCUGCGGCCCGAUGGACAUGACCAACUUCUCCCGGCUGAGGAUGCUGCGUCUGGAAUCCAACCAGAUCAGCGCCGGGGACAUUCCUGCCGAGGCCGCCUACUGUUUGCGGCGCGUCGCCUUCAUUGAUGUGUAG